This is a messenger RNA of Pristis pectinata (smalltooth sawfish), 2504 nucleotides long. RefSeq names its product WD40 repeat domain 95 (gene wdr95). The record is from RefSeq and is a predicted model, not a curated record. The transcript has 25 exons. The annotation marks the transcript as partial. NCBI's taxonomy places the organism in Eukaryota, Metazoa, Chordata, Chondrichthyes, Rhinopristiformes, Pristidae. Gene Ontology annotation, molecular function: protein binding; calcium ion binding.
AGCAACAGGUUUCCUUGACACAUCUGAAGAACAUCCAGGCUGCUUUUGAAGAAUCUGAAAAUGAUGGCAGAUCAUCAUUGGAUAUAGAAGCAUUCAAGGUGAUAAUGAAGAAAUGUCUGGGAUACCAUAGCAUACAUGAUGACCAAAUAGAAGAACUUUUCAGGAAGAUUGAUUAUUCUGCAAAUGGUCAGAUUGAAUGGGAUGAAUUCUGCACAUACAUGCAACUAAAGUAUAAGGAGAUUGAGGAAUCUUACAUUCGAUCAAAACACGUUUCAUUCUCCCUUCCGGCCACCGUCAGGGUGCUUUCCCACGCAGAGCAGAUUCUGCGCAUUUACUUCACACCUGAUGAGACCUUCAUCAUGAUGCGAGAAGAUGGGACCAUUUCCUUCUGGUCAACCCAGCUAAAGCUGAAGCGUAGUCGGAGGCUCUUUGAGAAGCCUUUUAACCGAAAGUCAAAAUGGAUAACUGACUUCACCAUCAUGUAUCAAAAUAACAAGUUCAUUUUAAGUACUGGAGAUCGGGAAAUUCAGAUUUAUGAGCUCUCUACCUUUGAGCCAUAUUGCCAGAUCACUGGUUUGGAGACAUGUCCAUUACAGCUCGACUACUGUUCUACAGGUGCCGACGACUGCAUGAUUCUCUACGGAGAUGACCAGGGCUGUGUAAAUAUUUUACUUCUGUCAUCUGUAGCAGAGACUUUAAGAAUGUGGAAGAAGUGUCCUAAAGUGGAUAAUUUGCCCAGCAUUAACAUAGAAAAUUCUGUCCUGUCACCAAAUGUGACUUACAUUCGAUGGAAGGUACAUGAAGACUGGGUAACGCAGCUGAAAUACUAUGAUUCAAUCACAGCAGUUAUAACUGCCUCCAGCCACGAUGCUACAGCCUUGGUAAUCGGCUGCACCACUGGUACCACAAACCUGGAGAAACAGAUGAAGGAAAUGAAAGAAUGCUGGAAAGAGGGGAAGACUACAAAAUGCCACAGUCCUUGUGUUCCUCAGAGGAGGCUGGAGUGUGAUCAAUCUGUAUUCUGUGUUCAUAAAGGUGUAAAGACUUUUGAUUUGUGUAAGAAGAAGAACCUGCUUGUGACAGGUGGAAUGGACAGGAUUGUGCGGAUGUGGAACCCUUAUAUUCCUGGGAAACCCACCAGUUUGCUGAGAGGCCACUGUGCUCCAAUCUGCUUUCUUUGCAUUUCCACUGAUGACAGUAAACUCUUUUCUGUCUCCACCGACAACACUGUGAAGAUUUGGGAUACUGAAGAUCAGUGUUGUCUGUACACAGCCAAUCAGAAAGCCAGUGAAAUUAAAGGAGAUAUAUCAGCAUGCCUCUACAUAUCAGGGAUCAAAGCACUUUGCAUUGCUGCAGACACCAUUGCCCUUCUGCACCUCAGGAUAAAACCUCGGCCGCAGCCACACCAUAUUAAAUCCCAUAAAGAGCCAGCUCUGUGCUGCAUUUACUGUAGAGAAUUUCGGCAAGUCAUUAGCUGUUCGGAAGGAUCGGUGAUCAAAGUCUGGGACCUUGACACAGGAAACCUUGCAUUUGAAUUCAGUGGAGCCCAUGGUGAUUCUGCCAUUUGUUGCAUGGCUUUUGAUGAGAGUGGAAGGAGACUAAUUACAGGAGGAAGAGAUGGAUGUGUGAAGAUCUGGAAUCAUAAUAAUGGCCACUGCUUAAAAAUACUGAAACGAGAGGACAGAUGUGAUGAAAUCUGUGACUGCAUCUACGUGGAAAUGCACAAAAAUAAUUAUGUGCUUGCUGUUGGAUGGGAUAGAAGAAUAAAUAUAUACCGUGAUUCAUUUGAUGACCUUCAUCAUGUUCAGCCUCCUCAGCCCCAUUGGCAGGAUGAUCUGAAAUGGGGACACAAGGAUGACAUUCUGUGUAUAGCCCAAUGUCCCCCAACACUUCUUGCCACCUCCAGCUAUGAUGGUGAAACAAUUGUUUGGAAUAUGAUCUCUGGUCACAUCUGUUGUCACCUACAGAACCCAACAACCAAAGUGUGCAGAGAUGGAGAAGGUACACUUGUUUUCUGGAACCUGUUCAAUGGUGGACAGCUCUAUGGUACUUUCACUGCUUCCAGAGUGAAGUCUCAGUUAAGCAGCCUUGGCUCAUCGACCAAUGACUCGUUACUUUACACAGCAGAUUAUGUUGGCUAUAUCUAUGUUUACAGUAUAAAGGACUACGCUGUUCAUGGACCAGAAGCAGAUCCACCAAAAAUUCUUAACUACUGGAGAGCCCACAUAAGCAGUGUUACUUGCAUGGAAUUGAUAGAAGAACAAAAUUUGAUGGUGACUUCCUCUUUUGAGGGUACUGUACGACUGUGGAGCAUGGAUGGAGAAUUAAUUGGUACUUUUGGGCAGCCACAGCCAUGGGAUGUUUAUGGUCCAGCCUCAUGGAUGCACCCAAUGGUUCCCUAUGAGAUUCUGGUUGAUCCGCUCAGCUUGCCCAUUCACCCACUGUUGGAAGAAGAGGUCCCUAUAAUGCAACAUGUCAAUUUAAGCCAAAAUGAAGAAAAGAAA